AUGCAAGGCCGUUCAUAUGAAGGCAAGACAGGAGAUUCACCCUCUGCUGUGGAUCCCGUACGGUCACCAGCCAAGAAACCUCGCGCGCUGGUCAAAUCCAUAGCCAGUGGCGGAACCCUACCUAUUGCCUUACAAGACCCAUCUACAUCGCACUUAGAUCAAGUUUCGAAGUAUUACAUAGAUUACUAUAACGAACGCAUAUGCAAGCUAUUCAUCGUCUACGACAGCGACAAAAACCCACUCCGGAGUCUGAUCCCCUUCGGAAUGAAAGAGCCAAUCUUACAAAAGGCCAUUCUCGCUCUCGCGGCACGGCACCACGCCAACUCAGGUCAGUCGUUUUAUCAGCUUGAAGCGCCGACAUCUCCUGGCCUCAUCAAUGCCAAUCGCGACGCACUGCUGUUCAAGCAUCAAGCUAUGGAAGCUCUGUCCCGGGCUUUGGGCAAUGCAAAUUCAAAUUCAUCCAAGAAGGAUACUACUGUUGCUAGUAUAUUUCUGCUUAUCUUUUUGGAUCUUCUGGAGUCUGGGAGUGAUGGCUGGAAUUUCCAUCUCGAGGGCGCUAAGAGUUUGAUUUCUUCUCAGCGGUUGCUCUUGGGGGAUGCUGGUGUCAAUAAUGGACCUGGUCAGACGGUUCGGGAGAUCCGGGGAUUUAUUGCUAAGCAAAUACACCUGAUCGAGACUCUGGGAGCAACCUUCCUACGACCUAAGUUACUUUCUGAAUUCAUUUUCGCCGACCAGGAAGAAUCUUCAUCCCAAGAAGCUAUUGAGAAAUCCUUCCUUGGAUGUCCGGAAUACCUAUUGACAGCGAUACAAUUCCUCUCGAGCGAACGAGACACCAUCGCGGGAUCGAAGCUCGAUCAAGCUGCCAUCCAAACACAUAUCCAAGAUACAACAGCCAUGCUAUCCCUCAUCCAGAACUUCGAUUGUUACGCCUGGGCCUCGAGCCUUCAACACUCCAGGCAAUCAUCUGCAAAAGAAAUAAGCAAUCUCUGCUCCCUAUCGCAGGCAUACAAGAUCGGGGCUUUGGUAUAUGGCAGACGAGUCCUGGAUGCCCUCACAGAGGACGUGACCCUGCAAGAUGACUUGGUAUCGGAGUUACUUGGUCUGAUUGAUGCGUUGAAAGAAGACGAGGCACUCUUCAAGUGUAUUCUAUGGGCUAUUUUUGUUGCGGUUGUUUGA
Molecule: messenger RNA, 1176 nt
Organism: Penicillium arizonense
Lineage: Eukaryota; Fungi; Ascomycota; Eurotiomycetes; Eurotiales; Aspergillaceae
Exons: 4
Coding region: 1-1176 (391 amino acids)
Biological process (GO): positive regulation of transcription by RNA polymerase II
Cellular component (GO): nucleus
Molecular function (GO): transcription cis-regulatory region binding; DNA-binding transcription factor activity
Source: RefSeq, a predicted model, not a curated record